ACGUGUCUGUCUUCAUUAAUAAUUAGAUAGACGAAAAGAAAUUGCUGCAGCGUUUUAGAAAUAUGGCUUGUGGACCUUAAAUGGCUUCAAUGGUAUGCAUCAACACAGCUGGUAUAAUAGAAUAUUGAGCGAAGUAAAAACACCUUUGGUUGUUCCAUCCAACAUUUAAAUAAUAAUCUAUCAAGUUAUCGAUCGCCAUAAUAAACCAUUUCAGUAGCCGACUCAAAAUAAUUGAAUUGAUAUACUUUAGCACAUAUAUAAGUUGAACGAAUCCGAUAGAAACGUGGAAAUUUGCAUCGACACACCCAACACAAGCCGCCAAAAAUCAUUCCCACAAGCUCCAUCUUUAGUAGCCGCUGUAAGACGAUAUUUUGACCAAAUUCAGUUUUCACGAUGAGGGAAAUUGUACAUCUUCAGGUUGGACAAUGCGGAAACCAAAUCGGAGCCAAGUUUUGGGAAGUGAUAUCUGACGAGCAUGGCAUCGACCCGACAGGCAUAUAUCAUGGUGAUUCCGACCUACAACUCGAGAGAAUCAAUGUAUACUACAAUGAAGCUUUAUCUGGAAAGUAUGUUCCUCGUGCUAUUAUGGCCGAUCUGGAGCCUGGCACUAUGGAUUCCGUCCGAGCCAGUCCGUUCGGUCAAAUCUUUCGACCUGAUAACUUUGUCUUCGGUCAGAGUGGUGCUGGCAAUAAUUGGGCCAAGGGACAUUAUACCGAGGGUGCUGAGCUAGUAGACAGCGUUCUCGACGUGAUCAGAAAGGAAGCAGAAGGCUGUGACUGUAUGCAGGGAUUCCAGCUUACGCACUCCCUUGGGGGUGGUACUGGGGCUGGUAUGGGUACUCUAUUGAUCUCAAAGAUUCGAGAAGAGUACCCGGAUAGGAUAAUGAACUCAUUCAGUGUCGUUCCAUCACCAAAGGUGUCUGACACAGUUGUCGAACCCUACAAUGCCACUCUCUCCGUCCACCAGUUGGUGGAGAACACGGACGAGACGUUUUGUAUCGAUAAUGAAGCACUAUAUGACAUUUGCUUCAGGACUCUGAAACUAACCACACCCACAUACGGGGAUUUGAAUCAUUUGGUGUCGGCAACUAUGAGUGGCAUCACUACUUGCUUGCGGUUUCCAGGACAGUUAAACGCCGAUCUUCGAAAGCUUGCUGUCAACAUGGUUCCAUUCCCGCGUCUUCACUUUUUCAUUCCGGGAUUCGCACCGCUGAGCAGCCGUAGCUCGCAGUCCUUUAGAUCUUUGACCGUUCCUGAACUUACUCAACAAAUGUUUGACGCCAAGAACAUGAUGGCUGCUUGUGAUCCAAGGCACGGUCGAUAUUUGACUGUUGCAGCCAUUUUCAGAGGGAAGAUGUCGAUGAAAGAGGUUGACGAACAGAUGCUAAAUGUACAGAACAGAAACAGUUCUUACUUCGUGGAAUGGAUUCCCAACAACGUGAAGACCGCUGUCUGUGAUAUCCCUCCUCGUGGGCUCAAAAUGUCAGGCACUUUCAUCGGUAACAGCACUAGCAUUCAAGAGCUGUUCAAGAGAAUCGCGGAGCAGUUUACCGCCAUGUUUAGGCGUAGAGCUUUUCUUCAUUGGUACACUGGCGAAGGAAUGGAUGAAAUGGAAUUCACCGAGGCAGAAUCAAACAUGAACGACUUGGUAUCAGAAUAUCAGCAGUAUCAGGAAGCUACUGCUGAAGAUGACUACGAUGAAGAACCUGAGGAAGAGGUGUUUGAGGCUGAAGCCUAGCUCCUUAUUAAGUUUGUAACCAUAAAUUGUUGAAAUAAAAAAUAAUCGCGUAAUUUCAAAA
Actinia tenebrosa (Australian red waratah sea anemone) is the source of this 1798-nucleotide messenger RNA. Its product is annotated as tubulin beta-4 chain. Lineage: Eukaryota; Metazoa; Cnidaria; Anthozoa; Actiniaria; Actiniidae. Gene Ontology annotation, cellular component: microtubule. Gene Ontology annotation, molecular function: GTPase activity; GTP binding; structural constituent of cytoskeleton. Gene Ontology annotation, biological process: microtubule-based process. The record is from RefSeq and is a predicted model, not a curated record.